AUGUGGGCUGAUCGAGCGUGACCAAUAAUUCGGAAUACAAAGGCUCGGGCUAUGUCACCCCUGACCACGGUCCACUUAUAGGCAUCAAGGAGAGCAGCCUCUCUAGCCCUUAAGCACUUCCCGGCCGACGAAUUUGAACAGCACCAACGCAAUGAACAUCAAUAAUCCAGAGAUAGUCCGCCUGCGUGAGCUUGUCGCGCAGGAUCCCGGCAGCGGUUGGGACAAUGCCUGGAAGGAGAAAGUCACCCCUUGGGAUGCAGGCCAAUCUCAGCCACCCCUGCGCGAGCUGCUCGCCUCACGGGAACUCCCUCUUCCUAAGGCCGGACGCGCGCUCGUCCCCGGCUGUGGCCGCGGCUACGAUGCGAUCCUCAUCGCGACCGUGCUCGGGCUCGACACUACAGGACUUGAUAUCUCCGAGUCUGCCGUACAAGCUGCUACUGCGCUUGCCGAGUCGUCUAGCAUCCCUGCUGGGACCAAGAUAAGCUUCCAGAUCAACGACUUCUUCACCCUCGAAGACCAAUUUGACCUUAUCUACGACUACACAUUCUUCGUCGCGAUCCCGCCCGCGCGGCGCCCUGAAUGGGGCCGUCAGAUGCGCGACCUCAUCAAGCCCGGUGGAUACCUCAUCACGCUGGUGUUUCCCAUCAUGGACCAGCCGCUUGAUGUUGGACCGCCGUUCUUCGUGCGUCCGGAGCAUUACGUCGAAGUCCUCGGGGACGGAUGGGAGAAGGUUCUGGAUAGGGUGCCGGAGAACAGCCAGGAGACGCAUAAGGAUAAGGAGAGGCUCAUAGUCUAUAGGAGGUUGUGAGAUGGUUUUCUUGUCACAGCAGUGUCUAGUCACACAGCUGCAUGGAUAGUACUAAUCCAUCGCUGCACCAAUGUGCGGGAACAUUCUUGCGCCGCCGAUCAUAAAGCAGGCUAUCA
This is a messenger RNA of Laetiporus sulphureus 93-53, 924 nucleotides long. RefSeq names its product thiol methyltransferase 1. The record is from RefSeq and is a predicted model, not a curated record. The transcript has 5 exons. NCBI's taxonomy places the organism in Eukaryota, Fungi, Basidiomycota, Agaricomycetes, Polyporales, Laetiporaceae. Gene Ontology annotation, molecular function: S-adenosylmethionine-dependent methyltransferase activity. The coding region runs from base 152 to 808 and encodes 218 amino acids.